AUGGUAGUGCUAAUGCUAGUUUAUGCUCUCAUGGGCGUCGUCCUCUUCGGUUCCGUCAAAUUCGGGGACAAUCUCGGCCGACACGCCAAUUUCCACAACGCAUUUCGUGCAAGCAUCCUUCUGUCUCGAAUCAUAACAGGAGAGGACUGGAACAAAAUAAUGCACGAUUGCAUGAUUCAGCCACCAUUCUGCAAACUGCGCGAGACUUUCUGGGAGACGAACUGUGGGAACGCGCAAGCUUCGCUUGCCUACUUUUGCUCUUUCUACGUCAUCAUCACUUAUGUUAUGCUUAAUGUUUUAGUUGCUAUUAUCAUGGAGAAUUUCUCGCUCUUUUACUCGAACGAUGAGGAUGCUAUAAUGAGCUACAGCGAUAUACGAAACUUUCAACAAGCAUGGAACAUAAUAGACGUUCAUCGCAAGGUAAUUCAGUUAAAAAAACUCUUAACAAGUUCCCUUUUUCUGGCACGUUAA
Dibothriocephalus latus is the source of this 471-nucleotide messenger RNA. The record is from the annotation of a GenBank genome assembly. NCBI's taxonomy places the organism in Eukaryota, Metazoa, Platyhelminthes, Cestoda, Diphyllobothriidea, Diphyllobothriidae.